This is a messenger RNA of Toxotes jaculatrix (banded archerfish), 1813 nucleotides long. RefSeq names its product mesenchyme homeobox 2b (gene meox2b). Bases 312 to 1199 code for a protein of 295 amino acids. Gene Ontology annotation, cellular component: nucleus. The record is from RefSeq and is a predicted model, not a curated record. The transcript has 3 exons. Gene Ontology annotation, biological process: positive regulation of transcription by RNA polymerase II. Gene Ontology annotation, molecular function: RNA polymerase II cis-regulatory region sequence-specific DNA binding; DNA-binding transcription factor activity, RNA polymerase II-specific. NCBI's taxonomy places the organism in Eukaryota, Metazoa, Chordata, Actinopteri, Toxotidae.
UCUCCACUGUCAUCCGAGAUCCACCUCAGCCUCUCAGUGUUUACCCACCAUCUGCCUGGCAACCGUCUGCAUGCUCAGGAUUACCAGAGGCCUUUUCUUUCAACGCCACCAUCUCCGCCUUCCUUCAACUGGCUUUCUUUUGUAAUUAGGGGGGGUCUGGAGGUCUGAACUGAGAGGUGCUGCAGAGGAGCGCCGGGUCUUAGGCUGCCCACAUCCCUGAUUCUUUCUCUUCUCUCUUCUUGUUUGCUAUUUGGAGAGUUUUUGGUUGAGUCUGACAGGCAGGAGUGGGGGUUUGGAGGACACCCCAAACCAUGGAUCACUCUCUGUUUGGUUGUCUGCGUAGCCCCCAUGCUCCGGCCCAGGGCCUACACCCUGCCGUCCCCCAAUCACCGCUGACCCUGCACGGCCGAAGCGACCACGUCUCCUACCUGGAUCUACCCAGCUCCUCACCUCCUUGUGGCUACCCUGGAGGAGAGGACAAUGGGGUAUUUGGAGGUGUAGCCCACCGAGGCCACCUGCCCCAGCAGCAGCACCCCCUCCAUCCUCAGCACCCGCCCAGCUGGCCUGUCCCCUCGCAGAUGCUCUCGCCAAACGUUCGGAACAAUGUAUGCCUACCGCUGCUCGAGGCCCCGGCCCCAGAACUGUGCUCAGAGGGCCCGAACCUGUGUGGCACCAACCCCAGUUUGGGCAGUGGUGACCCCACGGGGGUGUCAUGUGUUUCUGGGGAGUACGGCCGACAGAGUCUGUCUUCAGAGGACCCAGUAAGAAGGAACAGUAAGGACAAGAAUGAAAGCUCAGAGUCCCAUGACAGGAGUUAUAAGUCAGACAUGAAUGGCAAGCCCAGGAAGGAGCGCACAGCCUUCACCAAAGAACAGAUCCGGGAACUGGAGUCCGAGUUUGCACACCACAACUAUUUGACCAGACUGAGACGCUACGAAAUAGCUGUCAACCUCGACCUCACGGAACGACAAGUGAAGGUGUGGUUUCAGAACAGGAGGAUGAAGUGGAAGCGUGUGAAGGGAGGCCAGCAGGGGGCAGCAGCACGCGAGAAAGAACUGGUGAAUGUAAAAAAGGGGAGGUUACUACCGUCAGAGUUUUCAGGGGUAGUAGGACUUCAGUGCUUGGCCAGUUCGCCAAAGCUGGCAAACGAGGAGGACAGUCACGACAGCAACCAGAGCUCAGAGCACCCUCACCUAUGACCUCCCUUGGUCUUCCCUUCUCCUAAGGAAAGUCUUACUGGACGAGACAGAAAGUGAGACAGAAGAGAGAGACAGAAGCGUUGGUGAGACGUGUAAAAACCACAUGCUUGCUGUGAGCAAAACGUCCCAACAGACAAUGAAAAGAAACAGAGAGAACAUUCCAGAGAUGAUAUGCAUUGAUGAAGGGGCUUAGAUUUUGCACUGUCAAUGAUUUGCUUCAGUCAAAUUCUACUGUACAACAAUCAGUACAAAAAAUGUUUGUUAUGUGCAACUGAACUGAAAUUAUGCUUCUGAAUUUCGAUUAUUUAUCAAAAUCAAAGAGGUCCCAAGACUGUAACCACUUUAAAUGCAAACUUCUCAAAUUAUUAUUAUUUUUUUGCAUUGUAAAAAUAGUCUUUACCAUCUUGUUUUGCAUCUUGUUCCCUGUGAAAGUUUACAUGUCUGUUUCUUGCAAAAACCUGAAUUUCCAAAUCAAAUAAAUUAGAAAAAUCCAAACAAAGGCUAGGUGGCGAUUUCUCAGCAGGUAGAUAUACCACUGAGCAAGGCAGGCAACUCCCUGAGGUUCACUAACAUUGAUUUAUUAUGAUAUUUAGAUAUGAAGCAAAAUUGUGUUA